UCAUUCAUUAAUCCAAACAUUGAAAUUAAGCAUGCUAGAAUCGCACCUCCAUCUCUCCGGCCCUGGUGCCUUCCACGACGACGGCGACGACACUAGCAACUACAGCUUCUCCGGCGAACUCUUGCCGUCGCUGGGAGCCAGCAUCAACCGGUCGGCUAAUCCGAGGAAGUUCAUAAUCUUGCCUUAUGAUCCACGUUACAGGGCAUGGCAGAUGUUCCUAAUUCCGCUUGUUAUUUACUCGGCGUGGAUUUGCCCGUUCGAACUCGCAUUCUUAAGAUACUUGCCUUCGAAACUCUUGUGGCUCGAGAACAUCUUGAACAGCUUCUUCGCCGUCGAUAUCCUUCUGACCUUUUUUGUUGCUUAUCUCGAUCCUAGAUCCUAUCUCUUGGUUGAUGAUCCAAAGAGAAUUGCAGCUAGAUACUUGUCCUCCUGGUUCAUCUUCGACAUCUUGUCUACUGUUCCAUUUCAAGCAAUCAGCUUUCUCUUCGAAAGCAAUGACAAUGUUCUUGGCUUUAAGAUACUGAAUAUGCUCAGGCUAUGGCGGCUCCGGAGGGUUAGUUCCUUAUUCUCGAGGAUCGAGAAGGAUAUCAGAUUCAACUACUUCUGGACUCGAUGCACAAAGCUGGUCUCCGUGACUGUCUUUGCCGUGCAUUGCGCCGGGUGCUUCAACUAUCUAAUCGCCGAUCGGUACCCGAACCCAAGCAGAACAUGGAUAGGCGCAGCGAUGCAGGACUUCCGAUCGCGGAGCCUGUGGACGAGAUAUGUUACUGCAAUGUAUUGGUCCAUGACGACCUUAACAACCACCGGCUAUGGAGAUUUGCAUGCGGAGAACACGGAGGAAAUGUUAUUUGACAUCUUCUACAUGUUAUUUGAUCUCGCCUUGACUUCCUACAUCAUCGGCAACAUGACCAACCUCAUCGUCCACGGCACCAGUCGCACUCGAAACUUCAGGGACACAGUCCAGAGUGCUUCCGAGUUUGCAGCCAGGAACCAGCUGCCGAAGCACAUCAAGAACCAAAUGCUGUCCCACAUUUGCUUGAGGUUCAAGACCGAGGAGCUGAAGCAGCAACAGAUCUUGAGCAAUCUCCCAAAGGGAAUUCGAUCCAGCAUAGCCUGCAACUUGUUCUUCCCAGUUGUGCAGAGAGCAUGCCUCUUCCAUGGAGUUCCCUUCGACUUCCUUUACCAACUCGUUCCCGAAAUGGAGGCUGAGUUCUACCCGCCGAGGGAAGAUGUCAUACUGCAAAAUGAGGCACCCACUCACCUCUACGUACUGGUAUCCGGAGCAGUCGAUUUGAGAACAAAGACCGAUGGAAAUGAGCAGAUUUGUGCGAGGCUCACUACAGGAGAUGUCUUUGGGGAGGGAGCAGUUCUAAGCGGCACGCCACAGCCAUAUGCCGCACGCACCGUUGAGCUCUCACAGAUUUUGAGGCUGAGCAGCGAUACAUUCUUAACCAUGCUCCGAGAGAAUGUCGAAGUCAGUAAAAUUAUCGCGAACAACCUUUUAAAGAAACUGAAACCGGCAGAUGAGGAAACCGAUGAAAUGAUCAACGAUCCACAUUCAGCUAAUGGGAUACCCGAAUUCCAUAUUCAUGAACAACGAGUUCAUGAAAAGAUCAACAGAGACAACUGUUCAAAAGGCGCUGUUACUUCAGCUUGCAGAAAACGGGCCAUCAUUCACAUGGCAUCCAGAAUGCCACCGAGUGCCAGAGAACAGAUUGGGAAGCUCAUCAACUUACCUGAUUCUUUGGAAGAGCUCUUCAAAAUUGCAGGUGAAAAGUUUGGCUGUCGAGAGCCGUCGAAGGCGGUGAGCCAAGAUAACGCAGAGAUCGAUGACAUCGAAGUCGUUAGAGACGGAGAUCAUUUGUUUCUGCUAUAGUUUGGCAGAGUAACUUCCAUGAUACUUAGUUUAACCUUAGAUAGGUUUAAUUUUCCAGUUCUAACCUUGAAAUUUACAUCACUUUGUACGAAGAUGUGAAUAUAAAAUUUCAUUGUUUGUGGAAAAAUUGAUGAUUUUGACCGAUUU
Messenger RNA from Zingiber officinale, 2023 nucleotides. Its product is annotated as potassium channel KAT3-like. NCBI's taxonomy places the organism in Eukaryota, Viridiplantae, Streptophyta, Magnoliopsida, Zingiberales, Zingiberaceae. The transcript is spliced from 9 exons. Gene Ontology annotation, molecular function: voltage-gated potassium channel activity. Gene Ontology annotation, cellular component: membrane. Gene Ontology annotation, biological process: potassium ion transport; transmembrane transport. Bases 32 to 1876 code for a protein of 614 amino acids. The record is from RefSeq and is a predicted model, not a curated record.